This is a messenger RNA of Drosophila virilis, 588 nucleotides long. The record is from RefSeq and is a predicted model, not a curated record. Lineage: Eukaryota; Metazoa; Arthropoda; Insecta; Diptera; Drosophilidae.
CGUUCGCGUUGGCGCUGCACAGCGGACGUGUGCGCGGCACUCAGUGAAUUUGCCAGGACAUGCAAAACGAGUCGAGUGAAAAUGUGGCCCCAUCGAUGGCCACAACAUCUAUCGAAGCGGCCGACACAAUGCGCAGCACACCCGCCCCUGAGCCACGUCGUCCCAAGCCGGGCAUACUCCGGCUGGACAUAAGCAAGCCACGACGUUCAUCAGGUGGUUCCGUUGAUUUUCGUUGCGUGAGUGGUGCUGGUGCUGCUGGUGGCGGUGGCGGUGGCAGCAGCAGCGCCAAUGUCACGGGCGCCAACAGUGAGGUAAGUGAGAAUGAUUUACUGUACGCCGGGGAGUGCUUACGAUUUGGCCAGGACACGUGCAGCAGCGGCACACAAACCCAUAACCAUAAGCGCCACCAACACCUGGUCAAAUCUGUUUUUCUUUUGCGGAUUUUUCUCUUGCAAAUGACCAUAAAAUGCAUUAGCAAAAACCGAGCGUUAAUCGAAAAGUGAAUGCCCUAAGCAGCGCUCAUUAGGACAGGCUGAGGCUGCGAUGGUAUAUGUAGUUCAUACAACUUUAUAAUACCCUUUUUGCCCA